Messenger RNA from Pipistrellus nathusii (Nathusius's pipistrelle), 1923 nucleotides. The record is from the annotation of a GenBank genome assembly. Lineage: Eukaryota; Metazoa; Chordata; Mammalia; Chiroptera; Vespertilionidae.
AUGACUCAUACGUUUUUGCUGUUCUGCUUAGUGUUUCUUUUGCCCACAGAGUCCUGCAGGACAUUAUGCCAGGCUGCCAGCAAAAGCAAGGAGAAAGUGUCCGCCAAGCCACACGGUGCAUGUGAUGGGGUCUGUGUGGACAAUUCCCACUGCAGUCAACCUUGCCCUCCAGAUACUUCGGGAAAUAUGGGGUUUUUAUGUAGGCGAAAUAAAUGGCACAAGAUCACUGAUACCUGCCAGACUCUUACCGCCUCCAACAUCUUUGAGGAGGAUUUAAGUACAGUACCAUCAUUUGGAAGUACUGUAUACUCAAAGGAAUAUGUCAAGAAGUCUGAGACCAUUGCAGAUAAGUUGAUGCAGAAGUGUCCGCAGGAUUUGUCCUGUGUCAUUAAGAACAUCCAGCGUUCUCCCCGGAUACCAGGAAACAUCGCUGUCAUCGUGCAGCUACUACACAACAUAUCGACAAUGCUGUCAACAGAUGUGGACGAAGCAAAGAUGCAGAGUUACAGCAUCAUGGCCAACCACAUUCUUGACAGCAAAAGCAUCUCAAACUGGACCUUCAUCCCUGAGAAAAACAGCAGCUGUGUGCUCCUGCACUCAGUCAAUAGCUUUGCAAGAAAGCUGCUCAUAAAUAAAUAUCCCAUCGACAUAUCGGAUGUCUUUAUUCAUACUAUGUGCACCUCCAUAACUGGAGAUACCAAGGGAAAGAAUUUAACUUUCUCAAUGAGAGUUAAUGACACUGGCAGUAGAGUCACUGGGAGGGUGCUGAUCAGCAGGGAUGAAGCCCAGAAGGUACGUUCUCCUUCUCAGGUCGUCAGCAUUGCAUUUCCAACCCUUGGAGCCAUCUUAGAAGCCAGCCUUUUGGAAAACGUCACUGUGAACGGACUUGUCCUGUCUGUCAUUUUGCCCAAGGAACUUAAAAGAAUCUCACUGGUUUUUGAAAAGAUCCAGAAUUCAGAGGACAGGAGGACACAGUGUGUUGGCUGGCACUCGUUAGAGAGCAGAUGGGACCAGCAUGCCUGCCAGAUGAUUCAGGAAACCUCCCAGCAAGCUGUGUGCAAAUGUAGGCCAAGCAAGUUGUUUACCUCCUUCUCCAUUCUUAUGUCACCACAUACCUUGCGGAGCCCCAUCCUGACUUACAUCACAUACAUAGGCCUGGGCGUUUCUAUUUGCAGCUUGAUCCUUUGCUUGUCCAUCGAGGCCUUGGUCUGGAGCCGAGUGACGAAGACAGAGAUCUCGUAUUUACGCCACUUGUGCAUUGCUAACGUCGCAGCUACCUUGCUGAUGGCUGAUGCAUGGUUCAUCGUGGCUUCCUUUCUUAGUGGUCCAAGAACACACCAUAAUGGAUGUGUGGCAGCAACGUUUUUUGUUCAUUUCUUUUACCUUGCUGUGUUUUUCUGGAUGCUCGCUAAGGCACUUCUUAUCCUCUAUGGAAUCUUGAUUGUUUUCCAUACACUGCCCAAGUCAGUCCUGGUGGCAUCUCUCUUUUCAGUGGGAUAUGGUUGCCCUUUGGUCAUUGCUGUUAUUACAGUUGCUGCCACUGAGCCUGGCAAAGGCUAUCUUCGACCUGAGGCCUGCUGGCUCAACUGGAACAUGACCAAGGCCCUCCUGGCCUUUGUGGUCCCAGCUCUGACCAUUGUGGUAGUAAACCUGAUCACAGUGACACUGGUGAUUGUCAAAACCCGGCGAGCUACCAUUGGCAGUUCCAUGUUCCAGGAGGUGAGAGCCAUUGUGAGAAUCAGUAAGAAUAUCGCCAUCCUCACACCACUGCUGGGCCUGACCUGGGGAUUUGGAAUAGCCACAGUCAUCGACGAUAGCUCCCUCGUCUUCCACAUUCUCUUCUCCUUGCUUAAUGCUUUCCAGGUAAGUUCAAACCCUUCUGACCAAGUCAAAAGUGAGAGAAUUUGGAAAGAACUUUUGUGA